Messenger RNA from Macrobrachium nipponense, 12399 nucleotides. It is a transcript of the gene Elys, whose product is annotated as protein ELYS-like. The record is from RefSeq and is a predicted model, not a curated record. NCBI's taxonomy places the organism in Eukaryota, Metazoa, Arthropoda, Malacostraca, Decapoda, Palaemonidae. The transcript is spliced from 36 exons. Bases 129 to 10427 code for a protein of 3432 amino acids.
UUCGUGAUUGGUUCAAUUCUGUUUUCAUCAUGGCGGUUUGUUAUUCCGCGUGAUAUGACGUUUAAAUCGCCACUCGCUUGAUAUUUCUUCUAUGCAGCGCAACUGAAAAGCCAACAAAAAUUCACCAAAUGGUGAUGGCAGCUGGGAGUGUGGUGCAGGUAGGGAAUGGCAUCCGCCAUAUUCCCCUCCCUCCCUUAGCCAACGGCCUGGAGUUAAAUUUGGGUCAGGAACAAGGUGAUGAGGAAAUUGGAACAGCGUCACAGUAUCCAGUUAUAGGUGGGUUUAUUGGGAGUGGUCAACUGGCUUGGCGAGCUGCAGGACCAACAGUAGAAGUAGUGGAUCCCGGAUCAGGUGCUCGUAAAGCAGCAUGGACCUUUGGUGCUAUAAUGCACAAUGCUGGAGCUAAGGUUACCACAGUAUGUGGAGUAGGCCUUGGAACAGUGUCACAAGUAGCAAUUGGAGUGGAUCUUGGUGCUGACCGUGCAGUUCAGGGUUUAGUGGCGCUCUUGUCUCUCCAUUCUUCAAGAGUAACAAGGGUGUUCCAUUUUAUGCACAAGGUCACAGCUUUGGCAAUGGUAUCAGGAGGAGAGGUUAGCAUCGACUCAGGUACGCUAGCACCUGAACUUCGACCGUGGCGUGGCAUUAUUGUUGUUGGAACAGCACAUGGCACUCUUCACCUGCUUGAUUUAGCACUGGAUUUAGGAGGUCAUAAAGUGACAUCAGAUGAGCUAUCACCAGCAUCUCUGAAAAGUGUUGUAACACCUGAUCCUCAGGCUGAACGAAAUCGUAUCAGUGUUGUGAGGCAGCAUUGUCAUCUAUCUAUGUGCUUGAGUGAUGGCAUGAGUCAUGGUGGUCGAUUUCAACUUAUUGGACCCGAUGAUAGCAUUUUGUUUGAGACAUCCAGUCAUCUUGUUACCAUUACUGCUGUUAAGUUCAUUCCUCAGUUGGCUUCUCUUGUAGUUGGCUAUAAUUUUGGUGCUUUUCAGAUCAUCAACCUUUCAACUUUAACAAUUGAUUGUACAAGUCCAUAUGAAGAUAAUGUCCCUCCAGUGCAUUCCUUUGCCUGUCAGGAGCCAGAAAAUGAUCCCAAAAACUUUGUAUACUUGUGGCUCUGUAGGAGUUGGAAUAUUACAGAUGGGCAUCAAGAAAAGAAAGAGAAAAAUAAGAAAGAGAAUCACACUGCUGCAUUAUGCACCAUGUACGCCAUGAAUUAUGAUAAUAAACUUUGGAUAGAAGGUCAUGGCCUCUGGUAUCAAGGCUUAGCAUCUAUUUCCCCAAGAUUUGAAUUUACUGCCAUGGGGGGUGUAGGUCUUAGGGGCCAGCCAAAUCUACCAAGUUGUGUGUUUGUUGCUAUGACAGUUCAACAGACUAUACAUAACUCAACAGUUGCCCCGGGUGGAUCUGCUGGAAUAUCAGCUCUUGCCACACCAGAUGAAGACUCUGGGCCAGUUCCUGAGCAGAGUCUGUGCUUCUUUGGAUGGUUGGGAAAAGUGAUGGAGGAGGGCUCCAUCAAAGUCACUCACAACCUGGCAGUGUUUGAUAUAAACCAGUGGUAUCAGGCCCAGAUGCCAUCAAGCCUGAAACUAGUAGAAAACCACCUCUGCCCUUUCAUGAGUUUUCACAUGUUGGAUCGUGUUCCUGGCUGUAGUGCAGAUGGUAGCUUGUUGGAAGUGGUUCUGGGAGCAGCACCCAAACCUGCCUCAUGGGCGCGCCACAUGUCUCGUUCAUGUACUGAGAGUGAUUGGUAUCCUGCCUCUCUUUCAUAUGACUGUUAUGUGCUAACAAAUGAAGGCCUAAUGGAGUAUCAGUGCCAGAGUGCUCAACAGGCUGCACUGAAUUAUCUCACAAGUUGUGGGCCAUCUGCAAUUGUUAAUCCUGAAGCAGCAUAUUCCAUGUGUCUGUUUGCUGGUCUAAUAUCCCAAGAUGCUCCUCCAAGCUCUGGGAUAUCAAUGAUGUUGGAACGUGAAGCACUUCUUACAUUGGCUCUGGAUGAGCAGUUGGUGUCAUUUUUGUUGCAGUGCGUUAAUGAAUUUUCAGAAGGGCGAUUUACAAAUUUGGGGUGUUCAUUGCCAUCCUUGCUGGAAUGGGCAUGGUCACGUGUUUGUUCUAUGAAAACUGCUAAUGAUAGUUUGUGUAUGCCCAUGUUUGAUAUAGACUCGGGAGUGAUGAGUUCUUCAAAUAUUAAUACAUUGCAUCAGAAUUUAACCAGUCUGACAUGUCUGACAACAGUCAUCACAUCUAUACGCGAUUGUGCCCAAACGAACAUGAUAACACUUCAAGGUGCUGGGGAACUCGAAAACCGUGUGAAAGUAGUGGGACUUCUAAUGCUCCAUAUAAAUGUGGUCCUUUGGUUUUACCAUUGUGGCCUCCUGUCACAUGAUAAUGCCAUCGAGGAUGUAGAAGAGUUCCAUCAUGUUCCUUUUCCAGCUGAGCUUCUUCAUCGAAUAUAUAAAAAUAGGCGUUCAGAAAUCAAGAACCUGAGUUCUACUCUCAAAGGUAGUGAGGUACUGUUAAUUGAUGGGCUUCUAGAGGAUGUAAAUGGUGGUGCAGGUGGGCAAAUCAACAAAACCUGGGCCCGAGAGGAUGGAGAUGAAUCUGAAAAUGGCAGCUCGAUUGAAGGUGCUUACCCCCCACCUUCUUUACAUGCUCUCCUGGACAUGUUUCUCCUUCCAAGUGUCUCGACGACCACCAAACACCGUAUAGUACAGUACCUUUUUUUGGACUUGGCAUCAUUGUUGUCAGAUGGUUAUGUAAGGGUUGUUGAGGAAUUAGUGAAGUAUCCAUCCAGUUUUUCUCUGUCGCCUUCACAUAUCAAGUUAACUCAAGCGUUUUGGUUACUUGACCACAAGGAUUUUCAGGAAGGCUUAAAUGUGUUACUGGAUCCUCUAGUCAGUACCAGGGAUAUCACACCUCUGCAGCAUCAACGAAUAAUUAAAGCAUUUCUAUAUCAGGGAGAACAUGCUCGUGCCCUGACUUACAAUCAGAUUCGUCAGCCCCCUCGUGUGGAUGUGGAUGACAUCCGUCUUCAUCUAACUUUGCUUUUGGCUAAUGGCCUUAUAAGGGAAGCUUUCCAUUUCCAGCGGCAGCAUCGUUUGAAAGAUAAUGCUGAAGAUUUAUUGAACCACUUUUUCACAGGCUGUGAACAACUUGGAAAAUUGGAGAGUGUCAUACAUUUACCAUUAUCUCCAAUGGAGGAAGAGACUUUGGUUACAUACCUCCAGACAUCACCCAACAAGGCAGCACAUGAUUAUUUAUUGGUAUAUUAUCUUCAGAGAGCAAGGUAUGAAGAUGCUGCAUUGCUGCAGGACAUUCUUCGUGGAGGCUUUGGCAUUGAAAGAAAACGUCAUGGUGUCCGAUCUGCUCUUAUUCAUGGCUACCUUACUCAUCUUCCAGAUGUUGCAAAGAGGCUUACCUCAAGUAAUAUGGUCAAGCAGGUGCCUGCUCGAACUAUAUAUAACAAGCCCCAGCCACUAUCUGCCAAAAUUCAUCAGGCAAGAUUUAGUCCCAAGUCACAUGCAGGUAUGAUAGAGAAAAUGAUGGAGGAUAAACAAAAAGCUGGAACUUCCUCGUAUAGCAUGAAAGCACCUUUCACACCCUUUAGAAAUAGGGCACAAAGGCGCCAGGGUUUUGAUUUUACUGAUGAUGAUGUCUUUGAAGAUAUCUCACUGAAGAGGAAGUCAGUAACCAAGGAUAUCUCUCAAGUGGUAUUUCCUUCACGAAUUAUGGAUUUGCAUUCCCCAUCUCGUGAUGAUGAUGGAGAGAUUGGUCUCUUCAAUCCUGCUCCCAAAUAUAAUAGUCUCGGGGAAAGCAGCCUUCUGCGGGAAGAUAUGUCAAAGAUGAUGGAAUCUAUUCUGAGAAAGAGUGUCUCGGAUGUAUAUGAGGAAGUCAGCCCUGCACAGACAAUUUCUGCAGAUCUCUUGUCACUCCUUAGAACUCCAAAAGUAACUCGUAGGAAGAGGCAGUCCUCACGUGGUGCUGGUGAUUCUUUACUAACUGAUACUCCACAGUCUAUUCUCAAGGUGAAACAAAGCAUACAGAGGCCAAUUAGUCCUUCUGCCUCAAGCGAAACUUCACUUCCAGUCUUUCCUCGCAUUGCAACUAGUGCCAAGAAAAGUUAUUUAGCAGAAGAGGGCCAAAACUUUAAAGCUACUGAUACCAGUUUAACUCCAAAGCAAUUAAGAUUCCACUUGCCCAGAGGCCAGAUUGACACAAAUGGCAUGGCAAGUCAGUCAUUAACUGAAACUAGCAAAGAUGACAGCUUAAAUGUUUCAGCAGAAGAGUUAGGCAAGAAGGAAGGUCUUGAUGCUGAGAAAGCAAGUGGAGAAAGACUGAAAGUGUUAGAAGAUGAUGAUUAUACAGAAUUGGAGAAGUCCCUUUCCAAUGAUGAGGAAUGUAUGGAUAUCCAGGAAGAAGAAGAACAGUCCUUUGUGAGUGUUGAUAUUGGAGAUAAAUUUGAAAGAUCUAUUGAGGUACAGGAGGAAGAAGCAUCUCUGGAAGCAUUGGAAGAUUCUCUUAAUCAUGUUGAAGAGAAUGAUGUUACUGACAGUGAAAUAAAUUCAGAUAUUCUUGAAAGAUCAAUUGAGGUUGGAGGGGUACCGGUAGAAGAAACCUCGGCUACAACAAACGUUUUCAGGCAUCCAUAUUCUGGACUUCCAUCACCACGGCAACCACUCAGAGGCUUCAGUAAUUCCAAACUCAUGGGUGAUACAACAAGGAGGUUAGACUGCAAAGAAGAGAUAAUAGACAGAAUUGAAGUAGCAAGCAAUGAAGAAUUGUCCAGCAAAGAGGAAGAGCCAGUGGUAGAUGACAGCUUUCACAGUGUCAAUGAGGAGAAUAUGUCUGUCACUCAUAUAGAAGAGAAUGUGGAGGAAGAUCAGAGUGAAACUGAGAAUUUAGUCGGAGCAGAGAGGUCAUUUGAGGUUGGUGGAGUAGACAAUGAUGAGCCAAUUUGUCAGGAGGAAGAGCCUGAUUUAGAAGCCACUUUUCAUGAAGGGGAGGAUACCAGUGAAGACAGAAAGCAAGAAGCAGCAGUAGAAGAUGAGGACAGCAUUAAAGAAACCUUAGAGGAGAGUGAAAUGGUAGAUGGAGAGAAAGUGAAAGUAACCCUUGUGAUGGAAAACAAAGACUCUUCAAAUAAUGUAACAGAACCCCAAGAUACUGUUGACUUAGAGGAGGAUGUAAGGAAGGAACCAGAUCAAGUUGAGGAAACAGGAGCUGUUUUAAGUGAAAAACAAGAGGAACCUGCAAUAGAUGUGGAGGAUAUUGAAGAGAUAAAAAUAGUGCAGAGUGAAGUCAGUCCUGAAGAUGAAGAUAGAAAGGAAAUGUAUGAUACUGCCCAGUCAAGUGUAACCCAUAAUCUAAAUGAUUCAGAGUACAUCAAUUCUUUAAGGUUCUCAGAUUCAGAGAGUGAUGUAGAAGAAAGAAGAGAGGAUACCAGGAAAGAUUCAACCAUUUCCCAGAUGGAAGAUCUCCAAGGGAGAGUAAUUCCUGCUUUAAAUGAAAACUUUGGAACAGAAAGUGUCAGUCCUGAUAAAGUGGACAGUAAUGACGCAGUUGUUAAAGAUGAUGGCAAGGAAAUAAAAAAUGACACCCUACAAGUUGUGAGUGAGAAAGAGGAGGAAAUGAUCACUGAAGUGCUCUCUGAGGAAGGGAGCUUUGUUUUGAAUUUGGACACUUCAGAGCAGUUUAGUCAUCUCAAUUUCUCUGAUGAUUCAGACCUGGAGAAUGAACCAGAAGAAACUGGUCAGACAACUCCAGAUAUCAAAGAGGCUGUUCUAUCAAGGGAAGGAAUCCUAAAACACAUAUCUGUUGAUGAAGCAAAGGUGGCAAUAGCUGAAGGUGCCGAGGAAAACAGCAUGGAAGCCAACAUGCCGGAGGAAGAAAGUGUGGAGACAUGCAUGCCUGAAGGAACAAGGAGAAUUGAUGAAAUUGUUCCAGAAAAUGAAGAGGAACCAGUAAUCCCAGAGAUGAAAGAUGUUGAUGUGGAGGACAAACACCAGGAAAUAUUCCAAGCAGAAGGUAUGAGUGGGAACCUUGUUGCUAAAUCAGUUUCUGUGGCUGAAGCUGAUCAGUCUAAGAAUUCAGAAAUAGAGAACCAGAUUCAUGAUUCUGGUUUAGAGGAGGCUUCAUGUGAAAAGGACAUCAGAGAUACCAGAGUAGGCGAGGAAACUUCGUUGUGUGAAAAAGGAAUUAGUGCAGAGAAAGAAGACAGACUUGCUGCGGUACCAGAAGUGAUUGAUCACAGUAAAACAUCUCAGGAUAGUAAACAUGAUGAUAAAGUCAGUGAAGGUAUUGAAGAGAUGGAAGCUGAUGAAACUUACUCUGUAGUAACUGUCACUGAAGAAAGAAGUAUCCAGAGAAAUGAAGUGAACAUGAGCUUUGCUGAAAUACACAAGGAUGUGGAAAGUGAAAGCAUCCCUGUCAGAGAGAAUAAAGAAGUUGAAGGUUGUGAUGGAAUUACUCAGGAGCAGCAAACAUCUGAUACUGAAUUUCAGAAAGACCCAGUGCAAUUGAUUGAAGAAGUUGACAUCAUAAAGGUACAAGAUAAGAACAUUGAUGAAAAGGAGGCUUCAUUAGAUAACAGUCAAUGUGUAGAUCAUUCUUUAUCUACAACAGAACUUCAGACCUCAACAACAGAACUGGAAAUGGAGGCACAUAUUCCUGCCUCAGAACAUGAAAAGGACACCUUACUAAAGAAAGCUGUUGAUAGUAAAGUAGAACUGCUUUCAGACCCUACUUCUGCAUCCCAGCAAAAUGAUAGACUUGAAUCCAGUAAAGCAGAGAUACUAAAUGUUGAGGUGAAAGAACAUCAAAGGGCUCAGGAAGAAUCCAUUGACAACAAAGAAGUGUCCAUAUUGUCUCCCUCAUCUCCUUCCCGCCGAAGUGUAAGAAUUACACCACAGAAAAUGCAGGCUCCGAUUACUUCGGACAUACAAGAGAGUUUUGUAAACCGAGAAAAGCAGAUCUCUGAAAUUGCAACAGUUGAUGAGGUAGAAUCCUUUUCAGUUCCCUCAGUUCUUAACCGCCAGUCUACAGAGCUAGUGCUGGAUAAAGUUGGGUUUACGGACAAUUCAGAGGUUCUCAGAACUCCUGCUAAAAGCUCAAGACUUACCCCUGACAAACCUGAUGGCAUUGAAAGUCAUAAGGAAACCAGUUCCCUUCCCACAACUCCAACCAGACGAAGUACAAGAAUAACUCCUAUUAAGGAUGAGCUGGAGUUAAGACUCAGUCCUUUUCUGGAGAAUACCCCCAAAUCACAAAGUUCACAUGUUCAGUCUGAUGAAAAGACAACUACAAUGUCUUCAAAGGAUACUGCAGAUCAAUUUACUCUUAGUCCUUCAUCUUCUAAGUCCCCCACAUCCAGAGGAAAGGCAAAGAUUGAUAGUCCAAUGUCAGAAGCAAGGGUUUUGUUGGUUAAAAUUGCGUCAUCUGUACAGUCAGGUGCAAAAGAAAAAGGCGAGUUGAAUGAAGAAAAAACACAAAAACCUCAGAUGCCACAGCCUGUAAAGGAAGAUGAUAAAAUGGAAGCAGAAUUGAAGGAAAGUGAGGACAAUGUUUCUGAACAUGUGCAAGCAUCUCAAAAUUUGGAAGGUGCAGAUGUCACCAUAUUAAGUAAAACUGGUGCUGUUGAUGACUUCAAAAGUAAAGUAACCAGUAAGGAAAACUCAUCUGUAGCUCAUGGUGAUAAUGCAGUAGAGCCUGGGAAUUCAACUCCUCGCAGAAGCCGCCGUCUAAGUUCAACACCUGCUACACCUAUACAGUCACCAUCAGUCAGUGCCAAGGAAGUCCUUGCUAAGGUGUCUGUUGAACAUAUGGCAGAGCUUGGACACACAACCCCUUUGAGGAGAAGUCGUCGUCUUAGCUCAGCAACUGCUACCCCAGCGACUCCCACAAGAAGUAGUAAGAGGCAUAAUAUUAACUCACUUCAGGUAACACCUUUGCCAAGAACUCGAUUGAAUGCUGCAGGAUUAGACACUGCUGAUAAAACGUCUAAGUCAGGGAGAAAAAUAAGUGAUGUACCAACUCCUCUUACUAAAGUAAAUUCAGAUUCACCAGGCUCAUCAGUUGUCACACCUUCGUCUAAGAAGGCUGCUGAAACAAAGUCUGUGAUGGAUGAAGUUAAUAAAGUUGCUCAGAAAUUGCUCCUGUCUCCUGAAAGAACAUCUGAAGGAAUUAAAUCUGCAGUAAAGCAAAAGGCGAUGUCUUCAUCUGGUAAGUCAGAAGAUGAUUUGCCCACUCCUCCUUCAUCUCCAUCACUUAGAUUAAGGAAACAUGAACCUUCUAGUAGCUCUGGAGGCGACCCAGUGACACCAGGAACAGUUAGACGAUCUAGUCGUCGUAGAAGCUCAAUUUCAGAACAGCAGAACCUUGAGGAUUCUAAAGUUCUGCUGGAGAAAGGGAGAAGCCCAAAAAUUAAACCAGCAAAUGUUGAGAAGUUGAAAACCCCCAUCAAAGAGGAAUCAGAGUCUCCCAAAGCAAGUCAUACACCCUCUAAGAGGUCCACACCAUCUAGAAGUAGGAAAACACCCUCCAGACUUGCUCAAGGUUUUGAAACCUUAGAAACAAUUAGUGAAGACACUGAGGUCACUUCUAGAGGGGAAGCAAAGAAAUCAAGAACUCCAUCCAGAGCUCUUAGAUCUCAGUCUUCUCUUAGUGAAAGUACACUUGAAGUUGCAACAGAAAGUCCAUCUAAUUCACGUAGAAAAUCAAGGAGAUCACAUGGAAGUGAAGACUCUACUGUAGAUGGGGUAGAAGCCAGAGGCAGGACUACUGCUCAGAAAAAGCGGGAGUCAUCAGCAGACAGUUUAUCUAGUAUUGUUAGCGAAAGAACUCCACCUUCUGUAAAAGAAUCAGCUGCUGUCAGGAAAAGUGGGAGUAAGAGAAGGCCAUCUAGAAAACUUUCAGAGUCAGAAGAUGAAGUUUUCAAAAGCAACAGUGUACAAGCUAUACAAGUGGAGGAAUCCAAGAAGUCUGGCUUGAGGUCUUCAACUGACAGAGUGAAAAGCUUGACAUCCAGUCCCAUCACAAGUGUGAAAGAUUCUGAAAGUAGUGAAGAAGAAGAGAGAAAUUUCAGGAAGCGAGUUUCAAGAAAAAGAAGUUUAAGGGUAUCUAAUAUACCUGAUUUAGAUGAAGUCAUACUAGGUGCCAAGAGAACUAAGAGAACUUCGCUUGCUAAAAGUUUACUUUCUUCUUCUGCUGAAAGUUCUUUGACAUUACGCCACUCUGUGAAGUCACUGAAGAUUUACUCUGAUGAUAAAUCUUCAAUAGAUUUGACACCCGAAAAAAUCCGAAAUCGGAGGACCUUCAUAUCGAAAAAGAGUAUAGCCAGUGAUCGUUCAAUUUUGAUCAUUAAUGAAUCUGAUGAGGGUGGGGAAAUGGUGUUCACUAGUGAAGUUGACAGUGACAGGAAUAUGGAGGAUGUCAAAGCGGUGGCAGUAGAGAGCCCUGAGAUUGCUUUAAACCUGAUGGAUGGAGGAGAAAAAGUGAAACGUCGCCGAACUUCCGUAUUGAAAAAGUCAUUGACUUCCCAGGCUAGGAAAUCUGUAGUGCCAAGGCGUUCCGUCAGUGCACUGAAGUUGUACAAAGAGCAAUCAGCAAGUCAAGAUAUAUCUUCAAUAGAUUUGACACCUGAAAAAAUCCGAAAUCGGAGGACUUUAAUAUCGAAAAAGAGUAUAGCUGGUGAUCGUUCAAUUUUGGUCAUUGAUGAACCUGAUGAGGUUGGGGAAAUGGUGCUCACUAGUGAAGUUGACAGCAAUAGGAAUAUGGAGGAUGGCAAAGUGGUAGCAGUAGAGAGCCCUGAGAUUGCUUUAAACCAGAUAGAUGGAGAAGAAAAAGUGAAACGUCGCCGAACUUCGGUAUUGAAAAAGUCUUUGACCUCCCAGGCUAGGAAAUCUAUAGGGACAAGGCAUUCGGUCAGUGCACUGGAGUUGAACAAAGAGAAAUCAGCAAGCCAAGCAGAAGAUAGUGAGAUGGAAGCCUUUAAGGUAAAGCAGCCUCACAGAUCUGUUCGAAGGACAACAAGAGGUUCUGAGACAUCUGUUUUAGAAAUAGAUUCUGGAAGUCAGGUAGUAAAUAUUGAUAUAAAUGAAAAUAAGAAGUCAAACAAAGAAACAGAAAAAAUAACUGAAAUGAGCACAAAUUCAGAGAAGAAAGUUGAAAAUGAAGAGGUCACUUCCAAACCACAAUUUACUUUUGCUGAACCAAAGCCUGUCAUCUCCACAAGACAAUCGAGAGCCCUUCAGAGUUUAAUGGGAGAAGCUGUUGAAUUUCUCUUUUCACCUCCACAGCCUCAAGGAAGGAUUGUCAAGACCCACGCAAAAAUUGAGAAACCCAGUUCUUCCUCUGAAUCGGAGAAGGCCAGGUCGUCCUCGGAGUCAGAAAAGGAAAUUGAAACCCCUGUGAAGCGUUCAUCAAGGAGAAGGAAAUAAGAAGUUGUGUAGGUCUGUUAAUGGACUUGAAUGGUCAUAGUUAUAAUGGUGUAUAUUGUUUUUAGGUUUAAAAUACUUUAUAAAGGUCCUCCAUUAAAUAGAAUAUUGUAAAUCUUGUGAAGAGGCAGAAUUCUUUUGUUGUAAAAUAUGAGUGGAAAUUGUAAUGCUCUAUUUGUGAUAAAAAAUGUUUAAAGUUUUGCGAUAAAAAUGUUAAAAGUUUGGGAGUUUCUAAAUUUCUUAGCUGGAGAGAGAUUAUUCCAUGGCCCUAAGCUUCAUGUUGAAGUUAUGAAAAUCAUAUCAACAAAUUAAGUUUCUAAAUUUCCUAACUGGAGAAAGAUUAUUCCAUGGACCCUAUGCUUCAGGUUGAAGUUAUGAAAAUCAGAUUCAUUUGUUUUUAAGUAUUUGCAAAUAUUAUAGUACUUAAUAGGUGAUUAUCCAAAGAUUAUUAUUUACUUUUGCCCCAAUUUUUCAGUAGGAGGUGGCCAAAGUUGUUAAGUGCAAGCUACAGGUAAUAACUACAUUUUUAUUUGACACAUGAAAAUACUUAUCCAAUAAUUGAUGCUCAGUUUAAUUUGUUAGCAUUUUUUUGUAAUAUUCUGUAUCAAAUGGUUAAAACUUUAGUCAGGAAAGUGCAUAGUCAUGAAUAUAUAAGCAAUAUUAACAGUAUCACAGAAAUUUUUCUGGAAAUGCCUUAUUUUGCAGCACUGACAACCAAAUUUGCAGCAGGGACUUGUCAAGAUUUUGCAGUUUAGAGCUGAUCGGUAUCUGGCAAAUUUUCAAAUGUUGCUCAGUUAGUAAUUUGGUAUUUUUGCUCAAAAGUGGUUAAAAUCUGGCGUCCAAAGCUUUUUUCCUCCUGUUUGACAGCUAGAUCAGGAAACUACUGUUGCUGAGAAAGUGUAGUUUAUGUCUUUAAAGUUGGUUAUAGUGUGGCUUGCUUCUCAACUAGGGAAAAGUAUUCUACUUCUGCGGCAAAUUAAUUUAUGUAAUUGGAAAUAAAAUACAAUCACAACUUUGCAUUUGUAGUUAGUUUUGCAGCUGAUUGCAUAUUUUUUAUUUAAUUCCAUGAAGUUUUUGUUAGGUUUAAUUAGCAGCUUUUAAGUUGGUUUUAAGAACACUGUGAUAUCUUGUGAAUAAAAAAACUAAAAAUCAGCUAGCUUGUUGAUUCUAAAAAUAAAAUUCAGCUAUUUGUUGAUUUUACAGUUAUAGCUUCUACAGUUAUCUUUAUUUUCAUAUUCAUUGUUUGUUAGAUGAUUAUAUAAUAAUUGUCAGUUGGCAUUUUCAAGUUUAUAGUGUUUUUGGUAGGGUCCCUUUGAAGACUAAUCCCAAAGCUUUUCGUUUUAAAAGAGAAGACUAAUCUCAAAGCUUUUCACUUGAGAGCAUUAAGAGUAUUUUAGAAUGUCUCUUUCCAAUUGUUAAGUAUGCACAACUACUUCCUCUAGUCCAUUUUUGGGGUAUGUACAUUUUGUUAAUGGUAUUAUUUUACGUCAAAUGUUGUAAAUAUGUGUACUGACAUUUAAGUGUGUGUUCCUUUAUAGUAUGUGGCUUUGGCUUACUGUGUAAAUUAGUUGAAAACAUGGAUUGGAAGGACUAAAAUUAAUUAGGCCCUUGCCAGAUUUUUUUUUAUUUGCCAAGGAAAAAUACCAAUGAGUCAUUUCUAUGAUCCUGUGAAAGAAAGAAAAUAUUGACAUGAAAAUUUAAAUGUACUUCAUAAUACCAAGGCUUGGUGGGAUAAGAAUGUGCUUGUAAUUCUAUGUGUAAAUUUACUAGUCUUAUAUGACAUCGUUAUUGGUGAACUGGAGUUUUCCUUGAAUAUGCAAGGAUGUACUGUAUAGUAUUGCAACUGCUAAAGACUUCUUUUGUACAUUUGCAAAUUGAUAAUAUUGUUUUCAAGAUACCCACUUAUCACUAGAUUAGUUGUGUACACUAAAAUUUUGUAUGUGACUUUUUUAAUAAAUGUAAAGUUUAAAAAUAA